AAAAUACAACCUUCUCCAGGCACAAUGAAUACAACCCUCACACAGAUUACAACAUAAAAAAGGUUUUUGGGAAUUCAUUGUUUAUAUCCCCGGCAAUUGUUUGUACUGCGGACAUAUUUCAGAGGAAUAGAGACAUACGCUUACAUUUUAACCCAGUUCUGAUUCGCUCUUCUUUGUUAUCGGUGCAAUUUGUUUUGCUUGGAUUAUUUUAAAAAAAUCAGCGAAAGGGAAAGAUCGGAUCUGAAGAGUUCGCAGGGAUUUGGUUUCUAAAUCUUGUGAAAUAGCAUGGCUACAAUUGAUGAGCCAUUGUAUCCAAUUGCUAUUCUUAUAGACGAACUUAAAAAUGAAGACAUUCAGUUACGACUAAACUCCACACGAAGGCUUUCAACAAUUGCUCGUGCUCUUGGUGAAGAGAGGACAAGGAAGGAAUUAAUACCAUUUUUGAGUGAAAACAAUGACGACGAUGAUGAGGUUUUACUUAUAAUGGCUGAAGAAUUGGGAGUUUUUAUUCCAUAUGUUGGUGGAGUUGACUAUGCUCAUGUUUUGCUGCCUCCUUUGGAAAGUCUUUGUACGGUAGAGGAAACAUGUGUGAGAGAUAAAGCUGUUGAAUCACUAUGCCGAAUUGGUUCUAAGAUGAAGGAGGGAGAUUUGAUUGAUUGGUUUAUUCCACUUGUCAAGAGGCUUGCUGCUGGUGAAUGGUUCACAGCACGUGUUUCUGCAUGUGGGCUUUUUCAUAUUGCAUACCCAAGUGCAUCGGAACUGUUAAAGGCAGAAUUACGGUCCAUAUAUGGUCAAAUUUGCCAGGAUGAUAUGCCAAUGGUCAGGCGAUCUGCUGCAUCGAACUUGGGAAAAUUUGCUGCAACAGUUGAACCACAAUAUUUAAAGAUAGAUAUCAUGUCAUUUUUCAAUGACCUUACUCAUGAUGAUCAGGAUUCAGUAAGGCUGUUAGCUGUGGAGGGAUGUGCAGCACUUGGAAAGCUGUUGGAACCUCAGGAUUGUGCAGAGCAUAUUCUCCCUAUCAUUCUCUCUUUCUCCCAGGAUAAGUCCUGGCGAGUUCGUUACAUGGUUGCAAAUCAAUUAUAUGAGCUUUGUGAGGCAAUUGGUUCUGAGAGUACCAGGAUGGAUCUUGUGCCUGCAUAUGUACGAUUGUUGCGUGACAACGAAGCAGAAGUGCGUAUUGCGGCUGCAGGAAAGGUGACAAAGUUUUGUAGAAUUUUGGAUCCUCAGCAUGCUAUUCAGCACAUCCUUCCUUGUGUGAAGGACCUGGCAGCAGAUUCUUCUCAGCAUGUGCGCUCUGCGCUGGCUUCUGUUAUCAUGGGAAUGGCACCUGUCUUGGGAAAGGAAGCAACACUUGAACAACUUCUUCCAAUUUUUCUUGCUCUUUUGAAGGAUGAAUUCCCUGAUGUCCGACUUAACAUAAUAAGCAAGCUCGAUCAAGUGAAUCAGGUGAUUGGAAUCGAUCUUUUAUCUCAGUCCCUUUUGCCAGCCAUUGUUGAGCUUGCGGAAGACAGGCACUGGAGAGUUCGACUUGCAAUAAUUGAAUAUAUUCCUUUGCUGGCUAGUCAGCUGGGAAUUGGCUUCUUUAAUGAUAAAUUGGGUUCACUCUGCAUGAAGUGGCUUGAAGACCAGGUCUUCUCAAUUCGUGAUGCAGCUGCCAACAAUUUGAAACGACUUACUGAAGAAUUUGGCCAUGAAUGGGCUAUGCAACAUAUUGUUCCACAGGUCCUGCAGAUGAUCAAUAACCCACAUUACUUGUAUCGCAUGACAAUUUUGCAUACUAUUUCACUUCUAGCCCCUGUCAUGGGUCCAGAAAUUACAAGCCAAAGAAUGUUACCUGUUAUCAUCAAUGUAGCCAAGGAUAGGGUUCCAAAUAUGAAAUUUAAUGCAGCAAAGGUCUUGCAGGCCAUCAUUCCAAUUCUUGAUCAGUCUGUCAUAGAGCAGACUGUUCGUCCUUGCUUAAUUGAGCUAACUGAAGAUCCCGAUGUUGAUGUAAGAUACUUUGCCGGCCAAGCACUACAGGCCUGUAAUGAUGUCACGAUGUCAUCUUGAUGGAUGCUUUCUGAAAUUAAUUUCAAUUUUGACUGUUCACUAGAAUUUGUUGAUAUUGAUCUAUGAUGUUAUUCUAUGCAAAGUAGCAAGCUUUAAUCCUCUAUUCAACAGAGAGCAAACAGCCUUGAUAUUUUUGCAAAUUGGUAUUUCAUGUUUUCCAUCUAAUGUUUGAUAAAACAAUUCAAAGCAAAAACGUUGUGCCCAGUUUCUGGUUGA
Messenger RNA from Cryptomeria japonica (Japanese cedar), 2265 nucleotides. Its product is annotated as serine/threonine-protein phosphatase 2A 65 kDa regulatory subunit A beta isoform. The coding region runs from base 286 to 2049 and encodes 587 amino acids. Gene Ontology annotation, molecular function: protein binding; protein phosphatase regulator activity. Gene Ontology annotation, biological process: protein dephosphorylation. Lineage: Eukaryota; Viridiplantae; Streptophyta; Pinopsida; Cupressales; Cupressaceae. The transcript has 13 exons. The record is from RefSeq and is a predicted model, not a curated record. Gene Ontology annotation, cellular component: cytoplasm; protein phosphatase type 2A complex.